ACGAUAUGACAAAUUUCUGGAUUCUAUUCGUUAUUUUUUCGAUUGUUGUAUACGCAGAAAGUUAUAAAGGAGAGUUAUUAGCUUCUGUUGUGAUCUUCAGAGAAGGUCAAAGAACACCCCUGAAGGAAUUCUCUCAAGAUCCUUGGAAAUCAGACUGGGAAUCUAUUGGAUAUGGCCAAUUAUCCAAGUCUGGGAAGAAACAAAUGUACGAACUGGGAAAGUGGAUACGUGAACGAUACGCUGAACAUUUACCCCCAGUGUACACUAAGAAUUCGAUACAUGUCCAAGCCAUAGAUUUCGACGAAGCCAUAACAUCAGCCUAUAUGGUCCUUGCUGGACUCUACCCACCUGUUGAUAACCAAACUAACGACGUAGCAGAUCAACAACUCAUACCAGUCCACACAGAGAAGAUCAGCAACGAUUUUCUCUUCAUGGGCGCAGCUUGCAAACAAUUUCCUGCGUCCACAACCACUUCUUCUUUCCGAGAGUCAGAGUACACAGAUAGAGACCGCUUGGAAGAAAGGCUAGGUAUGAAGUUUGACCCCAACAUCACUCUUCUGGAUGUAUUUGACACCAUAUCUGCAGCCAGAGCUAUGAACUUGGACAAAAAACCCUCUUGGUCCGAUGUUAACUUCAUGAACGUGAUAGAGAACAACAUUUUCAACCAAUUGGCAGAGUCAACGUCAACACUGGACCAAGCGAAAAUCAAGAUUGGUCCACUUAUUUACGAAAUAACAGAGUAUAUGAACCAAUUCAUACCUGGGCCUCCCAAAAAUGUGUACAAACCGAAAUUCAAGGCUGUUUUCUACGCUGCUGUCCUGGACACGAUGAUCAGUCUGAUAAAUGGCUUACAAACUGCAGAGGUGCUAGUGUUGCCAGACCAUAUACCGGAAUUUGGCUCGUCCAUCAUGUUCGAGCUCCGGGAAGGCUAUUUGGGCCAUAAGUAUAUCAACAUCUUCUACAAGAAUUCCACUGACGAUUUGGCACAGAUCAAAAUCAAAGAUUGCAGUCUUGACUGUGACUACCAGAUAUUCUUGAAGAAAGUGCAACCGCUGAUUCAUGAGCAUGAGACAGCUGUGGCUGAAUGUGAGGAUGGACCAUACGAAGAACCACAAUCUUUGGAGGACAAAUAUUAUGGCGUUAUUUUACCUUUCGGGCUGUAGAUACACGCUUAUCAUGAUUAUCGACAUAUUUGAUCACAUUCUAUUAUUAUCUCUAGAGAGGUUUGGUUGAAAUUACUGUUAGGAAGCGUUUUCAUCUACUCCUAUGCGAACUGGU
Coccinella septempunctata (seven-spotted ladybird) is the source of this 1278-nucleotide messenger RNA. RefSeq names its product testicular acid phosphatase homolog. Gene Ontology annotation, molecular function: phosphatase activity. Lineage: Eukaryota; Metazoa; Arthropoda; Insecta; Coleoptera; Coccinellidae. Gene Ontology annotation, biological process: dephosphorylation. The record is from RefSeq and is a predicted model, not a curated record. Bases 6 to 1163 code for a protein of 385 amino acids. The transcript is spliced from 3 exons.